GAACGCAUGCAUUUCAAGUUUUGAUUAUAUAUAUUUUUGAAUAAGAACUAUAGACUACACAUUGAUAGAUUAUUUUGACAUAUACAUUUUUGCUAUUUUUACACAUUUCCAUACCGAAUUCAUGCAUACAGCUUAUUUUUUUCGUCUUCUGUCGGAAACUUAAACAUUCUGAAUCGCAUCGAUCGAAACAUAACUGAAAGUGAACGAUUGUCAGAAGAAGUAUAAAUUAAAUUACUGGGAAAAUCCAAAUCGGCAGACAAAUUAUGAUUUCACACAAAUUUGUGUGAAACGAGACGAGAGCGGGAGAUAGAGCAAAAGAGCGAAUGGGUUAAGAAUUCAUAUUGUGUACAGUUUUCGGCAAAUCAUUCGAUGUGGAAAUUUUGUUGGGAGAGGUAAAAUUGUGACAGAUAAACAGACAUUGAGAGAGAUAAUUAGAAAUGUUCAUGUAGUGUAAUGUCAACAACAAAUUAAAUUGAAUGCGAAUGAUUUGUGCAAGGCAAAAAUAGUGAAUUGAGCAGACGAAUUUUGUCAAAAUACGUUGGUGGUGGAAACGAGAGAGCACAACAAUCUUGAAAUUCGAUUCACCGAAAUUGGCCAUACAAAAUCAUACACAGAGAGCGUAGAAUAGAGUGUGCGUUUAUUUGUCUCUGUGUGUGCAAGACAGUGGGCUUCGUUGCCGCCAAGAUAUCGAAAGCCAAAACAACAACCUUUUUGUCUGCACUGUUUAAUAGAGGUCUACUAGUGCAGUGAAUUGAAUUAUUUAUAAGAGUAUAUUGAACGAGGGCCUUUGAAAUUGUCGUUACAUUGAACGCAAAGAGUAGCAACAAUUGAUAAAUCGAGCAGUUCGAUAAAAUAAACCAAUCGAAUAAUUUCCGUUUCAAAAUUAGAAAAUUGGUGCUGCUGACCUUAAAAAAUUGUUUGGGGCAGCUUAAAAGUAUUUUUUUCUUUAAAUAGUAAAAGAAAACAUAAAUAGCAAUGGCUAAGCUAUUCCUUAUAAUAAUUUGUGUGUGCACUGCUUGUGUACAGCAUUUGGCAUGGGCACAAAUGGCUAGAAAAGAAUCAGGACCACAACAUAAGUGGAUUGAACCAGAUUUGCCGCAAAACCAUAGACAUGACAUUGUAUCGAGGCAACAGGGUAGUGAAACAAUGCAGCAAUCAAUCUAUGUUGCUAGUAAUUUAGAAUAUGAUAAUCCACCCAAACGAUAUGGUAGCGAUGAGCUUCAAGGUGCUGUAGGAAAUAAGGUAAACCAUAUUGAAACUAAUAGUCGUGUGCAGCGAAAAAAACGACAUGCCGCCCAUACUCAUUCACAUGCUGAGAAUCUCGUCGAAAUGAAUCCAAAUACAGAUGCAUUUAUCCAAAAAUUAUUUAAAAAAUUCACAAACGGUGAUGGUGAUACAAUGAAUCUCAUACAAUUUGAAAAUAUGAUGAAAACACUGAAUUUGAGUGAUCUUAUGGACGAUACACAAUUGAGCCAGCACCAAUCACACCAUCACACAAAAGUUGAACACAGUGAUAGCCAUGAAAAUCAUGCGCAUUCCAAUGAAACGUGCAUAUCAAGCGUAUCUUUAGUCUCACACGUUCUUUCACCACAAAAUGCCGGCAACGAUGAAAGUAUAAAAAACUACGAAAACCAUAUGAAUAAAAUCAGAGGCCAAUCAGAAUCAUCAAACGAAUUGAAUAGUACAGACACAGUCGAUACAUCAAUCGAGACAAUUAAAACAAUUAAAGAAAAUAUAAAAUUAGGCAAAAAUGAUUUAUGGUCACUGUGUCCAAUUCUACUAUAUCAAUUGACCGCGAGCAAAUCAGAGCAUUCGAGCGGAUGUAUUACGAUGCCAUUGUUGUCAGGCGACAUGCACCAUGAUCAUGAUCAUCAUGACGAGCUGGAAGCCGAUCGAAAAAUGGUUUGGAUCUAUGCAUCGUUGUCGAUUAUUGUGGCUAGUUUAUGCGGUUUGAUUGGUGUUGCUGUGAUUCCCUGUAUGGAAAAGCGUUUUUAUCAUCAUAUUUUGCAGUUUUUCGUUGCAUUGGCCAUUGGAACAUUGGCUGGCGAUGCCCUGUUACAUUUAAUGCCACACGCAAUGAUGACAUUUGCAUCACAUGAAGACCAACACACAAGUAUGACAUAUAAAGGUCUCGUUGCGUCACUUGGUAUAAUAUUCUUUUUUGUAACGGAACGUAUUUUGGCAAUGGUCGCCGAAUGGCGUAAACGUAUUCAAAAGCGCGACGAUCCACCAGCCCGAGUACGUGUUAUGCGUGACCCCGAUUCAAUUUCAAUGAAUCAAUCGUUGAAUGGCGAAAAACAAUGCAAACAUAAAUAUUCAAGCUAUCCAUAUUGUUAUGAUGAAAUUGCACUUGACACCAAAGAUAACAUUCAUCAACAUCAUCAACAUGGCAGCAGUCAUCAUGGUAUGACCAAAGAGAAUGGAUUAAAAGCAUCGUCCACAUCACCACCAAAGGAAAAACUAUGCGCCAAAUCGUUGAACGAUCGAGCCAAUGAUUAUUCGGACACCGCACAGAGUCUAUUAAAUUCACGAAAUCACAAUAAUAUUAAUGUCGCCGAUGCAUACUAUCGUACGAAUGAUAAAGAUGACAUUCAAACACCCGACAACAAUACAAUUCUAACAAAUUUAGACGACGGAUCACUUGAUACAUGCGGAUGCGAACCGACCAAAAAAACCGAAAAUUAUACAAUUAUUUUGCGUGAACACGAAUCAAAACAUCAUGGACAUUCACAUACGCACGGCCAUGUACAUUCACCACCGAAAACACUAUCGGCCGUUGCUUGGAUGGUUGUUAUGGGUGAUGGUUUACAUAAUUUUACCGACGGCAUGGCAAUUGGUGCGGCAUUUUCAAACAGUAUACCAGGCGGUUUUUCGACAGCCAUUGCAGUCUUUUGCCAUGAAUUGCCUCAUGAGCUCGGUGAUUUUGCCGUUUUACUUAAAGCAGGAAUGUCGGCACGAAAGGCAGCCUAUUAUAAUAUUUUAUCGUCGGUGCUUAGUUUUUUCGGUAUGGUUGUAGGCGUCAUUAUCGGUGAUACACCAGAAGCGUCUUCAUGGAUAUUCGCAUGUGCAGCUGGAAUGUUUAUUUACAUUGCACUUGUUGACAUGAUGCCCGAAUUGACAACGGCUCAUAAUGAGCAUUCAGCAAUUGUUCAGUGCUUCCUUCAAGUUGCCGGAAUGUUUCUUGGUGUAUCAAUUAUGCUGCUAAUUGCUCUAUAUGAAGAUGAUCUCAGAACGAUAUUUGAUGAACACGAAAACCUGUCGCAUCAUCAUUAAAAAGUAAAAAAAAAAAUACACUGUCCACAAUCUAUGUACUAGAUUAUAGAACUAUACAAUUUAUAAUAAACAUCGGUAUUGUCAAUGUUAUAACAUGUUGGCGUAGUUGACGAGAACAGCAACA
Contarinia nasturtii (swede midge) is the source of this 3397-nucleotide messenger RNA. RefSeq names its product zinc transporter foi (gene foi). Gene Ontology annotation, molecular function: zinc ion transmembrane transporter activity. Lineage: Eukaryota; Metazoa; Arthropoda; Insecta; Diptera; Cecidomyiidae. The record is from RefSeq and is a predicted model, not a curated record. Gene Ontology annotation, biological process: intracellular zinc ion homeostasis; zinc ion import across plasma membrane. The transcript has 6 exons. Gene Ontology annotation, cellular component: membrane. Bases 976 to 3273 code for a protein of 765 amino acids.